Acipenser ruthenus (sterlet) is the source of this 3573-nucleotide messenger RNA. Its product is annotated as synaptic vesicular amine transporter-like. The transcript has 16 exons. The coding region runs from base 333 to 1910 and encodes 525 amino acids. Gene Ontology annotation, cellular component: synaptic vesicle membrane; terminal bouton. The record is from RefSeq and is a predicted model, not a curated record. Gene Ontology annotation, molecular function: xenobiotic transmembrane transporter activity; serotonin:sodium:chloride symporter activity. Gene Ontology annotation, biological process: aminergic neurotransmitter loading into synaptic vesicle; transmembrane transport; xenobiotic transport. Lineage: Eukaryota; Metazoa; Chordata; Actinopteri; Acipenseriformes; Acipenseridae.
CUUUUUUUUGUUUUCAAUUUGUCUUGUUAUUUUGCAAAUGUAUAAUUUGCUUUUGGUUAGUUAGCCAUAUAUUUAUAUAUUUUGCAUGCAAACCAAACCUUUCCUUAUAAUAAUAAAAACUAACUAACUAACCAAAAAAAAAAAAAAAACGGUAAGGAUUAUUCACAUUGAUAUAUGAUCGCUAUUUAUUCAUUUGGCUGUGAAAAGUACUGCCAUUUACUAGAAAGCAUGAUGUCAGAUAUUUUGAGAAGCAACGUCUUGAAUAUGUCAUACGGGACUGGUAUGGAUGCAUAAAAAGUGUGAAAGCGUUCCUCUGUGGAUUCCUGUGGAAAAUGGGUGCACUGCAAACCUUCAGGGAGUUCAGUGUUUUGGGAUGGUUAAGAGAAGGCAGGCAGUCGAGGAGGCUCAUUCUUCUGAUCGUGUUCGUUGCACUUCUGCUGGACAACAUGCUCCUCACUGUAGUCGUGCCCAUUAUCCCCAGCUACUUGUACACAGUAGAUCAUGAAACUUCUCCAGUGAAAAACCAGACGGCCAGUCCUGGGCCGGAGUCUGUGCCCUCCUCAAACACCUUUCAAAACAUCUUCUCCUACUAUGACAACCCCACCAGGCUGCCUGGCAACGCCUCUGAGGAGACGUCCCAAAGAGCAACCCGUUUCUCCUACACCACCACCAGCAGCCCCAUCACCAAUGCCACUGAAGCACCAUCAGACUGUCCCAAAAAGGACAAACGCCUUUUAAAUGAAAAUGUGAAAGUGGGUUUGCUGUUUGCUUCAAAAGCCACCGUGCAGUUGAUAACUAAUCCCUUCAUUGGACCUCUGACCAACAGAAUAGGAUACCAGGUUCCAAUGUUUGCUGGCUUUUGCAUCAUGUUCCUUUCCACUGUCAUGUUUGCUUUUUCUGAAAGCUAUACUUUACUUUUCCUGGCGAGGUCCCUGCAGGGAAUCGGGUCCUCCUGUUCGUCAGUGGCAGGUAUGGGGAUGCUUGCUAGUGUCUACACGAAUGACGAGGAACGAGGGAAUGCCAUGGGAAUUGCAUUAGGAGGCCUGGCUAUGGGAGUGCUGGUUGGCCCCCCCUUCGGCAGCGUGAUGUACGAGUUUGUGGGGAAAACAGCACCUUUUCUGAUUUUAGCAGUAUUGGCACUGCUCGAUGGAGCUCUACAGCUUUUUAUUCUGCAACCAUCAAAAUCGGAACCUGAAAGCCAGGAGGGAACAUCACUCUUUGCACUUUUGCGGGACCCUUAUAUCCUCAUUGCUGCAGGAUCCAUAUGCUUUGCUAACAUGGCCAUCGCAAUGCUAGAGCCAGCGCUGCCAAUAUGGAUGAUGGAGACCAUGUGUUCAAGAAAAUGGCAACUUGGCGUUGCUUUUGUCCCCGCCAGCAUCUCCUACCUUAUUGGAACCAACAUCUUUGGCGUUCUUGCUCACAAAAUGGGAAGGUGGCUUUGUGCCCUGAUCGGAAUGGUACUUGUAGGAAUAAGCAUCUUAUGUGUGCCUUUUGCCAAAAAUAUAUAUGGGCUCAUUAUACCAAAUUUUGGAGUUGGUUUUGCCAUUGGCAUGGUGGAUUCUUCAAUGAUGCCUAUAAUGGGUUACCUUGUUGACCUGCGUCAUGUUUCUGUCUAUGGAAGUGUGUACGCCAUCGCGGAUGUGGCCUUCUGCAUGGGAUUUGCAUUGGGCCCUUCCACUGGUGGUGCGAUUGCUCGAAGCAUUGGGUUUCCCUGGUUGAUGACUAUCAUUGGGAUCAUUGACAUACUCUUUGCGCCACUCUGCUACUUCCUCAGAAGCCCACCAGCCAAGGAAGAGAAAAUGGCUAUAUUAAUGGAUCACAAGCAUCCAGUCAAGACCAGAAUGUACACUCAGAACAGCAUGCAACCAUACCCUCUGGAAGAUGAUGAAGAGUCUGAAAGUGAUGAGUAACAGGAGCCAUAUGUGUAUGUUACCCCUCAGAAUAUCUAUUUUGUUGUACAAAAAAAAGCAGUGUGUUUAUGUGAACAUCCCAUUUUAUAUGUCUGUUUCAUAAAUGUACUGUAUCAAUAUGGUGUACCAUUGAAGCAUACCAAAGCUGUUUUUAUUGCCCAGUGUUACAGCUGUUUUUGUUCUAUUAAAAAUAAGUAGCUGGCAGCCAUAUAAAACUGAUGUUAAUGUAUUUAUGGAAAUAAUUUACUGCUGGGGGAAGAAAAACAAAUUCAAUUAUUUUUAUGUCUUUGUUUUUUUUUUUUAAAUAUAGCCUAUAUUUUUAAUUAUAUAUUUGCGGGUAUUAGUGGCAUUGUAAGUGAAAAUAAAUGCCCAUACAUUUUAAUAAUGGUUUAAAUUCAGCUAAGUGUGGUCGACUGUCAAUACAUGAUUUUCACUUGAGUUACAUUUAAUAGGAUCCCAACUAAGACUUCCACUCCCAUUAUAUGCUAUGAGUGCUGGUGAGUUUUUUUAAUUGUUUUAGUUGUUGUAGUGAACACUUAAAAAUCAAAGUGAGAAUACAUUCUGGAAAACAAAUGCAGCUUAAUUAUUGAUAAAGUGAUUAAGAGAAUGUGUUUCAUAUCCUUGGCUAUUGCAAUUUAAACUAAAACUCACACAGAAACACACACUGCCAGAGUAUAACACUGUAAUAACAUAUAUUUUGUAACUAUUGAACACUGAAGUUAGUUUUACAUUACAACUUUUACAACUUUACAAUAGUUUGUGUGUUUUUAUACCCACCACAGUUCUAAUUUAAACAUUUUGUAGCAUUCAUUUAGUUGAAGAAUUGUAGAUAGUACAAUUAUAGUACUGUUGAACUGAAAAGGAAUUCCAACCAAGGGUUUAAAACCAUAUUCCCUAAAAUGGUACCCAAUCACUUCCUGUGCUGUAGGUGAUUGUGUACCAGGAAGCUUGUUUGUUUUACUUCAAUGCAGAUUAGACUUGAGAUCAACAACAUCCCACUCAUUUUAAAGCAAGCUAGACAUGGCAAUGGUAAGGACAAAGUUAUUCUCCAUUUCAAUAUUUGACAUUUUCCAUUUCAUGACAAACCACAUUCUGUUUUUAUUUCCGUUCUUAUAUAGCACACGACUAUCAGAAACAGACCUUGUUGACAGUCCACCUAGUUUACAUGCAUAUGUUUAUCUGGGGGAAUACAAGCUUCCUCUUUUAAAAAGUACUGUUUAAAAAUAUUUCCUAUUGUAAAAAAGAUUAAUGAGUAAGCAACCAAUGGAUUUACAUGGAGAUUAAAACUAUACAAAAACGCAUGAGUACGAUGCUAAUACUUUACUAAUUAAAAUAAUACAUUGCAUUUAGCCACACAAGCAAGCAUUCAGAGUGGUAAAAACUAGAUUAGAAAUGAUAUCUAUUGUAGGUCUUAUUUGCACUGAAGACAGUGGACACAAAUAACGGUACAACUUACAGAGAAAGUAAUGUCUUGUGAAAAGUUUUAACCUUUCUUUUUGUAUAUAAAAAUAUAUAUGUGCCUUCUUUCAACCUGUCAGCAGAUGUUCUUUAAGUAGUGGAGAAAAGCUGUCCCUGAACAGUGGAGGGGUGAGGGUGUGCUUGUGUACUGUAUUACAUGCUGCUCUUUAGGCAAGGGCAAUCCAGUAAUAAAUGUUUUCUGAGU